Molecule: messenger RNA, 1176 nt
Organism: Naegleria gruberi
Lineage: Eukaryota; Heterolobosea; Eutetramitea; Acrasida; Naegleriidae
Exons: 1
Coding region: 1-1176 (391 amino acids)
Source: RefSeq, a predicted model, not a curated record
AUGUUCGUUGCCAAGUUAGAGUUUCGUCCCUUGCCGAAUAAUAAUCUUCAGGAGAGUAUUAAACAAAUGUAUUCUCUCAAGUGGGCCUAUCCGAAUGAUUUGGGUAGAAUGUCGCAUUUGGAUAAUGUGCAAGCUAUUUCCUCGGAAGAGAAUAAUCUUCAACAAUUCAAUCAUGAAUGGAGUUUAAUCUCUAGGAGAAUCUUUAUGGAUCAUUUUCUUGAUGAGCCUCUAAAUGGUGAUGAAGAAGCAGAGGAAUCCAAUAAUGGUGAUGAAGAAUCUACUUGUAGAAUGAUUCAUCUUGAUGAUUUGCAAAAUCUUAGAAAAUUUAGAUUGGAGCAAGAUGAGAGUAAGGAGAUGGACAAGUUUAUUAUCAAACAUUCUAAGAAAGCCUCCGAGGAAGAUGAUCUAUUUCACGAUGAUAAUGUUGUUUUUGUUAUGAGAAAGUCAAUGACUGCUGUGUUGGCUAAAAUUCAGAGAAGUUUCGAUCUUUCACAAUGGUUUGAAACAUUGAAGAAAUCGUUUGGAUCUGAGCAAGCUGUUAAUCAAUUGUUAAUAUCUCCAAUUCAUAUUAUUAGGGAAGAGGAGGAAUUCCUCGAAUUGAAAUCAGUUCAUCAUCUUGAUUCAGUCUUUGUGAGAUGUGAUGGUUGCUCCCCUAAAGAUGUUUCUGCAGAAUGUUUGUACGAAACCACCAGAAAUGGUUGGAAUGAAUUGAUGGAUCACAUUCAAAGAUCAACUCGUUGCAAUCUCUUCUUUGAGAGAAUGAGAGAUUUGAAUCUGUAUGAAGAAUUAUACAUUGCUCGACCAAAAGUUAACAUUCUCAAAGAAAUGAGAUGUAUCAUUAUCGAUCAAAUGUUGCACUAUGUUAUUGAUGAAGGAAAUGAAGGAUGGUCCUUUGUCACAGGAAAGAAUUAUAUUAAAUAUAAUGAUAACAUGAUGGAACCAAUUAGAAAGAUGUGCUCUCUCAUUACCAAGCACGUUCCAUUUGAUAAUUUCACAUUAGAUUUGGGACUUGUCAAUGGAUCAACAGAAGAUGCAUUGGAAUGGAAAGUAAUAGAGUUGAAUACCAUUCUAAAGGGAAUUACAGGACUCGGUGAGGCUGAGGAUAAUAUUGAUUUGACCAGAUAUGACCAUUCAUUUGCAAGAAGUGAACCAAUUGUCUAUGCAGACCAAGACUAA